AAUUUGUAAGAAUUAAGUCAUUUAUUUAUUUACAUAGCCAAAAAAACGGACAGCCCUCUGAGGACAACCCAUUUAAAAGAUGACUGUGAUGAAAAACAGUAAUUAGUUCCUCAGUUAUUAUUUGAAGAGCUUUUACAGAGUGAAUGUUUGAUGGAACUAUAAAAGAUCUUGAAGGCGAAUUUUAACGGAGCAUUAUUAGGGCAGACGGUCAGUGAUCUUCUGUGUGCGGAUGCACUGCGCGCUUCGCUUUCUGAUGAGGCAUCCUCGGCUCUUCAACACACAGAUCCUGUAAAGAUGGAGUUUAGCGAGAGGAAAAGAAGAAGGAAAUCUCAGAGCUUCAAACUGGUCCAUGAGCAAGAGCAAGAUUUUGACGCAAGGAGUUUUGACAAUGCCGUCAAUAUACAUGUCAAUGGAGCAUCAAAAGAUACUGCCAUGCCAGAAGCCUGGUUGGGUGAUGAGGGUGUGGAGAUUAAGAGACAGAUCACAGGCAUGAUGCGUUUGCUGAGUGACAAGGCCGGCCGGAUGUACCAGCGUGUGGGAGCAGAGGGAAACAGCCUCAAACAGGAGCCCCAGGAGGAGCACCUGAGCUGGGCGCAGCCGGCUGCUUUGUCCCCAGACCUGGAGGACCCCCAGGUCUGGAGCUCAGCAGGGGAAACAGAGCCCAGUCCCAUGUCUAUACCCAAUCCAGUCCCCAACGGCCAGGGGUCUGGAAAAUACGGCACACGCUCCAAGACCCAGAGGAUGCUCAACACAACCACCAAAGGCACAGUCAAAACUAAUGAUGUGGCUCCUGCAGUGGUAGAGGCUCCCUGCUGUAUGUGUAACUGUAAGAGCACCUUACAGGCCAUUCUACAGGAGCUACGCACCAUGAGGAGGCUAAUGCAGACACAGAAAGGUUCCCAGGAGAAGCAGGAGCACAGGGUCCCUCCCUGCCCCCCUUGCCCUGUCCCUACAGCUCCGCGUCGCAGACCCCGCAAGAGACGUCCUGUCCACAAGGUUGCUCCACUGAGCGCACCCAGCAAGAGGGCAGCUGUUCCCCCUCUCCCCCCCUCAUCCCCUGCCUGUGUACCCCUGGAGUCCGGGGGAAGGAGGGAGAGGGGGAGCAGAGAGCUGGAGAGACCUGUGCACACCCCUGCCUCACCUUCUACCUCCACCUCACCCGAGCUCUCCAUUCAAACCCUGUCCAUGCAGAACAAGCCCAUCCCUGGUGACGACACACACAAUCCUAACUAUAGACAACCCAAAGGUCUUCAAUCCUCAGAGAGUGAGGUGCGUCUAGCGGAGGACUAUGAGGUGUUUAUUCCUAAGGCCCAGCUGGACUCAAUCCUGGUCAACUACACACGCUCUGGAAGCCUGCUCUUCAGGAAGUUGGUGUGCGCCUUCUUUGACGACACCACGCUAGCUAACUCACUGCCCAACGGCAAGAGGAAGAGAGGUCUGAACGACCAAAGGAAAGGACUGGACCAGAACAUUGUGGGAGCCAUUAAAGUGUUUACAGAGAAGUACUGCACAGCUCACAGAAUAGAGAAGCUGCCAGGCCCUCGAGAUUGGGUCCAGAUACUACAGGACCAGAUCAAACUUGCCCGCAGACGACUAAAGAGAGCAGAGGCUACAGACCCUCAGGACAUCUUCAACAGACCGUGCACAGAAUCUCUUCAGCUGUCUGGAGAGAGGGAGGAGAGGGAGUUUCUAACAACAGGCUGUGACUACAACAAGCCAGCAUGUUUGGUUAAGGUGGGGAAGAAUGUGACUGAUUGAUUCCGGUGCUGUGAAUCAACAACUUGCAAUGAAGAUACAACGCACUGUACUUUAUGUCUUUGUUGCUCCACUAACUUGAUGCGUUGUGCCACUUUAGAAAGUCCAUUUUGGAAGAUGUAUUGUUCUUUUACAGCUAUGUCAAAAUUGUAUUGUGGUUGUAGAGAAAAAAACAGAACAGUGACCAAAAUAAGUUGGUUAGUGAAAUGUAGUUAGUUUCCAUGGACUGUUUUGUUUUACAUAUGCACACCACAUGCACACACACAGACACACACAGAAAUACACACACACACACACACCAGUCUGACCAGUAUAGUCUAGCUGGUUCUGCUGGCUGACCAGCAAAGUCUAGCUAGUUAUGCUGGAAGAGCAGCAUGGUCUAGCUGGUCUGACCAGCAUGGGCUAGCUGGUUAUGCUGGCAGACCAGCCUUCGAUGUGUUUUCACUGGUGACCUACCUGCAUUGUGUUUUUGCUGGUGACCAGCCUUCGCUGUGUUUUCGCUGGCAGACCAGCAUCUGUUGUGUUUAUGCUGGUGACCAGCCUUCGUUGUGUUUUCGCUGGUGACAAGCCUUCAUUGUGUUUUUCGCUGGUGACCAGCCUUUGCUGGGUUUUGGACAGUGGUGAUCAUUGAAAAACAUGCUAGCAGAUACCCAGAGACAUAAAAAUGGUAUCCACAAGUUCAUCUGACUCUGGGGAAGUAGAUAAAGGGGCUCAUUGCCAAAAUGUUCAUGUAUCCCUUUUCACGUAUCUUGUUCGAAACAAGAUUCAUGUUAGAAAUGAGAGGAUCGUCCAGAGUCGAGGUCAUGUGGGAAACACUCCCAGCAACAAGCAAAUGCUAUGUGUCUGUCUAAGUAAUGCAAAAAAUACUAAAUGUAGAGUGGAAUUCCACUUAAUUUUACCAACACAAAAAGAUUCCACCAUGUCGAACGAACAAAUGAUCUGUCAGCAUUUAUAAAAUUGUACUGAAACUACCUGUUUCCUUCACAGCUGACGUGAUUAUUUUUUUUAAUAAGGUAUGACUUUACCCACAUUAAAACUGGAUGGAAAUGUGGUAACUGACAGUCACUCAAUUAUCCCAUGUCAACCAACAUUUUUUAGACUGCUAAAUUAGUCUAGCCAGCUAUCUAAACUUAGUAAUCAUGGUUGAAUUACAUGAUUUUGUUUAUCACUCUCCUCAGAUAUCAUAUUAAAAACUGCAUUUCUCUCCACCCUAUGGAAAAAUGUGAAGAUUUGCAGGAAAUUAGCUGUUAAAUUGUAAAAUAUUUUAUAUGCCCAAUGGAAAAAUAUGUAGAGUGGCAAAAAAAAAUUUCAGGAAAUUAACUUCAGUUUUUUUUCUCCUGUCCAGCGGGGACACUAAAAUGUUACGGCCGGCUUUGACUGCAUAUGUGGGUAUGGAUGUGGUUACGCAGACCCGCAAGCCACUGUGGGCCCCUCAUGAUGAGUUCAGAUUUUUUGUGGCCCCCACCCCGACCCAAAGUUGCCCAUCCUUGGUUUAGGUGGUUUCCUUUGUCCAAUUCUCCCUACCUUGGCAGUCAUUCCAAAUGCAGGUUGAAAAUUCCAAUUGCUGGCUGGAUAUUACAUAUCACUUUGCAAGCCAGCAUAAUGUGACAUGCCUGUUGUGCCUGUUGUGGCCUGCAAACCAGGAGUUUCAGACCACUGUGUUAGGGUAAAACUAGGCUGUUGAGGUAUAGCCUUAUGAUACCGUAUGUAAUGUAUUAUCAUGAAGGGUAACAUUUUAAGGGUACUAUAUUCACUUAGGCACUCACUUGGUGAAAGCUACUGGUUUGAUAGGAAUUAAAUACAAAACCAUGUUUCUGUCACUAGCUAACACAGUCACGGUGACUCACGGGUGGUAAUUCCAAUGUUCACUAACUGGCACUCAUAUUUGCCCACAUUUGCAUAUAUCCCAGUGUGCUAAAAGCAUUAAGUCCAGAAAAUGUAAAUUGCACAAUUAUAAUACAAUUCAAGUUUGACCAUUUUUAAAAUUCCAAUUCCAUUCAUUGGGAUGUUUUUAUUUUCCAAUUCCAAUUCAAUUCCAAUUCCAUUCCAAGGAUGGUUUUGUUCUUCAAUUCCAAUUCAAUUCAUGUUCAGACAGUCUAAAUCCAAUCCAAUUCCAUUCCAAGGUUCAUGUUCAAUUCCAAUUCCGACAAUCAAAAUUCUAAUUGAAAUCAAAUUAAGUUGUUUGAAGAUUGCUGCAAUUCCAAGUAAAUUCUCUACUUCCUGCUUGAAUUUGAGCAUUGAAUUUGAAAUACAAUUGGAAUUGACCCCAAUCCUGCUGGUCACCCGCGAAAACACAACGAAGGCUGAUCGCUAGACUGUGCUGGUCUAUGCUGUUUUUUUCAGCAGGGUUGUUGUCUCUUUAUGACUGUUUAUCUGAAAACAAAGGUGGAUAACUUCCUGGUAACUCUUUGUUUUGCACUUGUAAAGUCCCUCAGUCCUACAAAAUAAAAACAACAUCUCUUCCAGGUGACAUCUUUGAACUUAUGAACCUCAAAUGUACGGAUUGCGCCUUUUAAAAUAGUUAUGGUUUUGUAUACCAUGUAGACUGUAAUGUGUUGUCUUAAUGGCAUUCUAACCUGCCACUCACUAUGCACCUCAGUGCCAUUUAUGUUAUUAAUGUGACCAAUAGGACAGUACUGUUUUUAUUUGUGUUCACUGUGCCACCUGCCAACACCUUCAUGUAAGGCUCCUUUGUGUACAUGUACAGUUGACUGUGUAUAAUACAUAUUAAACUAAAUAUGAUCUGA
Messenger RNA from Oncorhynchus mykiss (rainbow trout), 4502 nucleotides. It is a transcript of the gene bend7, whose product is annotated as BEN domain containing 7. NCBI's taxonomy places the organism in Eukaryota, Metazoa, Chordata, Actinopteri, Salmoniformes, Salmonidae. The record is from RefSeq and is a predicted model, not a curated record. Gene Ontology annotation, molecular function: DNA binding.